Molecule: messenger RNA, 2835 nt
Organism: Venustampulla echinocandica
Lineage: Eukaryota; Fungi; Ascomycota; Leotiomycetes; Helotiales; Pleuroascaceae
Product: p-loop containing nucleoside triphosphate hydrolase
Exons: 3
Coding region: 1-2835 (944 amino acids)
Cellular component (GO): membrane; microtubule; cytoplasm
Molecular function (GO): GTP binding; microtubule binding; GTPase activity
Source: RefSeq, a predicted model, not a curated record
AUGAGUGGGCGACUUCUAUCAGCAAGCCUUCGGCCGUUGGGCCGGAGAGUUCGAGUCAACCCCCAAGCAGCGCGUCAGUCCCACCAUCGCGCGACUUCUUCUGCCGGUGGACUUCUGAGAUCAGGUUCGGAUUCUGCUGUUCGGGCAGCGCGGCGACGGGCAUGGCCCCCUGGUUACUUCCCAUUUUCUAAUGCGGUGGUGGUCCGAAAUGCCUCCUUUGUUCGUAUACUGCCAAACCUUCUGUUGAAGUUCGCCAGGAUUCCGGCUUUGUUCGCGGGCAUGACAAUUACCGGUCUGGCAUAUGUACAAUACCAAGCGACGCAGGCGGGCAACUAUGCACUCGAUGUCUUCGGUCGGACGAAGGAUACGGUUACUGAAGUUGCGGGUGGCAUAUUUGGCAGUGCCAAAGAUAUCGCAGAUCAAACCCGGAAGGGAUGGGAAAAUUCCAAAGAGCAGGUAGAGCUGCCUGAGUGGAUGCAGAAGAUAUUACGCAUUCAUGAAGAAAUUGGAGAACCGCGAAGUGAUAGCGGCGGUGAGGGCGGCGGUGGACAAGGCCCAGGAGGUGAACCGCCCAAGCAGUCCAGAAUGGGGACAGCAGCUGCAGGGGCCACUGCAGCCGCGUAUGGAUAUGAUCAAUCGGAAGAGGAAGAUCUAGGCGCAGACGAGGACGUAGCAAAGGAUGAUCAAAUGAUGGUGUUGACCAAGAAGAUGAUUGAGAUUCGAAGCAUACUUCAGACAGUCGGCCAGUCGAAUGCCUUGACCCUACCGUCAAUCGUGGUCAUUGGUUCCCAAUCGUCCGGAAAGAGCUCCGUCUUGGAAGCAAUUGUUGGGCACGAAUUUCUACCAAAGGGAUCGAAUAUGAUCACCAGGCGGCCAAUUGAGCUCACCCUUGUCAAUACUCCUAGUGCUCAAGCCGAAUAUGGAGAAUUCCCAGCACUAGGCCUUGGGAAAAUCACAGAUUUCUCGCAUAUCCAGCGGACUUUGACGGAGCUCAACCUGGCAGUGCCGGAAUCUGAAUGUGUCUCAGAUGACCCUAUCCAACUCACCAUUUCCUCCCCAAACGUCCCAGACUUGUCCCUUAUCGAUCUACCUGGAUAUAUUCAGGUUGUAGGGCACGAUCAGCCUGCCGAAUUGAAGCAGAAGAUUGCUGAUCUAUGCGAUAAAUAUAUUCAACCCCCGAAUGUGAUCCUGGCAAUUUCAGCUGCGGAUGUUGAUCUUGCGAACUCCACAGCCCUGAGGGCUAGCAGGCGAGUAGAUCCAAGGGGAGAAAGAACCAUUGGAGUCGUGACCAAAAUGGACCUUGUUGAUCCUAGAAGAGGAGCAUCAAUUCUAAACGACCGAAAGUACCCAUUACGGCUUGGCUAUGUUGGCGUCAUCCCACGAGUACCUGCACAAUCGACAAGUUUGUUCAAGAAGGGCAGCGGAAGUAUAGCAUCGGCAAUUACCAGAAAUGAGAAUGCCUUCUUUUCAGCCCACCCGCUUGAGUACGGCGCUGAAUCUGGGCUAAGCGUCGGAACAACCACCCUUCGCAAGAAGUUGAUGCAAGUGCUCGAACAAACCAUGUCAGCCAGUCUCCAGAGCACGAGUGAUGCGAUCCAUCAGGAACUCGAAGAAGCCACUUACGAGUUCAAAGUCCAAUACAACGACCGACCCCUCUCAGCAGAGUCCUACCUCGCCGAGAGCCUUGAUGCUUUCAAGCAUUCGUUCAAAGAAUUCACAGAAAAUUUUGGCCGUCCCCAGGUCCGCGAGAUGCUCAAGGAGGAACUGGAUCAAAGGGUGCUAGAUCUUCUUGCCGCGAAAUACUGGAACAAGCCAGUUACAAACCUAUUACCGGCACCAUCGGAUCCUGACUCACUUGCCGAUCUUCCAAAGGCUGACCCAGAGUCCUUGUACUGGCAUAGAAAACUAGAUGGUUCUACUUCGGCGUUGACUAAGCUGGGUAUUGGUCGCCUUGCAACAACCGUUGUCGCGAACGCAAUCCAAACUAAUGUGGAUCGCCUAAUUUCACAGAGCACAUUCGCAUCCCACCCCUUCGCCCGACAAGCAAUCACUGAAGCUGCAGCCGGGAUUCUCAAUGAAAGGUUUUACAGUACCAGUGACCAGGUCGAAAAUUGUAUCAAGCCGUAUAAAUUUGAAAUAGACGUCGAAGACGCAGAAUGGGCUCGUGGGAGGGAGCACGCCGCUGGCGCCUUGAAGAACGAAUUAACGGCAGUCGAAGAUGCGGUCAAGGCGGUAGAAAAGACUGUUGGCGGGAAAAGAAAACUAAAAGAUGUGAUAUCAUUUGUGGACAAAGCGCGGAAAGGGGAGGUAAUUGUAGAGGGCGGUGGAGCUAGUGGUGCUGGAGGUUUCAGCUCCGAUCUCCUUCAAAAAGGCCAAGAAGCGCUUUUCCUCUCCGACCGAGCCACCCUCCUCAAAUUCCGCCUUCAGGCCCUAAAGUCAACUCAAUGCGCCUCAAAGUCAAACAAAUACUACUGCCCUGAAAUCUUCUUAGACGUCGUCUCCACCAAACUAGUGUCCACUGCUGUUCUAUUUCUCAACGUUGAACUCCUCUCUGAAUUUGUGUACCAGUUCCCUCGCGAACUCGAUGUGAGGUUAGGACGCGGCUUGAGCCACGAAGAGGUGGAGCGCUUUGCGAGGGAAGACCCUAGGGUUAGAGCACACUUGGAUGUUAUUAAGAGAAAGGAGUUGCUUGAGUUAGUGCUAGAGAAGAUGGAGGGCGUGAGGGAUUUGGAGACUUCGAAGAGGGAGAGGGAGAGAGCCAGGAGGAAAAGAGCCGAUGGUUCUGCGAUUAAGGGAAAUGAAGGCAAGGGCAGGAGUGGAUGGGGUUUGUUUUGA